Molecule: messenger RNA, 2139 nt
Organism: Folsomia candida
Lineage: Eukaryota; Metazoa; Arthropoda; Collembola; Entomobryomorpha; Isotomidae
Exons: 4
Coding region: 710-2107 (465 amino acids)
Source: RefSeq, a predicted model, not a curated record
GGUAAUUUAUGUCUUACUUGGGUGGGUCAUGUCUAAGCAGGGAUUAAAAACCACACAAUGAGAUGAAUACCUGUGUGCAUUCAUUAACUUUAAAAUAAUAAGGAAAUGUACUCGCUAUUAAAUUCAAUUGUUUAAAAUCCGAAUUUAUAAAUCUUUUACCUAUGCAUUUGCUCUCAGUCUUCUUCCUGGUUUAUCAUAAAUCUCAUCUCUUCCUCGUGGUACAAAAUGGGGCGAAAAUUUCUUGCCAUAUUGUCCCUUCUCCAGGUAACAUUUAUUACCGUGAAGGCAACAUCUUUGGAGGACGUGAUUCUCCAACAGGUCGCCGUUUCUGGGGAUGUGCCAUGUUUUCGAAACGACUCCCUCCUUAUCCAACAAGUCGAUAAGGCCAAUGGCCAGAGCACCUACAAAUUCUUGGGAGAUGAUAGCAAUUUGGUUGCAUAUGAGAGGAAGGUGGACGAUUCUGGGAAGGAUGUCAUCCUCUUGAGUGGAGGACAAGUUGCCGUUCAAAAAGAGUAAAAGGAUUUAUAUCGUGUUAAGAAAGAAUAAGGCGGUGGGAGGUAACAAUUCUUAUUAUGGACAGGUUGCUAUAAUUCGGUGAGUGAAAUUUUGAAAUUACCGCAAAAAAUUAAACCCUUUUAAGAAUUAUAUGAAGUAAAUAAAUGUCUGACUUUUUUCUACUUUUUUAAUUAGCAAGUUCACUUUAAACUGAAUGGGUUAUCGUAAAUUUAAUAGCGAUGCUGCACCUUCAGAUAAAACAGUUUCAUCCAUUGACCAAGAUGGCACGUCUAAGAAAAUUGUGGUAGAAUGGACAACCUUCGAUGAGCACUAUAUUCAUGGGAAACAGCCCUUUCAAAAUCUGGCGAUAUCCUGUGCCUACAGCGUUAUUUUGCCUUGCUUCAUUAACACCACGGUAUUCGUCCCAUCAGACAAAUAUCCCAUUUUGCCCCCAUUCAAGGAGAAGGAACCUUCAAAAGUAGUCAUUGACGAGUUGGACGCCAUCAAGAUAAAAACUGGGGACGGCUCCGACCCAAACGACAACUAUGAUUUGUAUCUCGACCUUGAAAUUAAUGCGGUGUUGGGGAGAGGCGAAUUUAUUGCGGGUCUUGUCGGCACUCUCGUUCAGUCCACAACUGAUCUGGUCUGCUCUGUGACCACCAUUGGAUGCGUUGCAGCCCACGUGGCAUCCGGCGCGGCUGGAAUUGGCAUGCAAGUCAUGGAAACUGUAAUGGCUGUUGGGCAAUCGCUUGAGGGAAGGAAGAAAAGGGCGAUUCCCAACGGAAAAACGGUGCCUGAUCCACUAAAGGAUUAUCCCGGAUGGAAAACCCAAUUUGCAACUAAUCUAUCAGCAGGAGCAUAUUUUGCUCAAGAAAAAAGAACCGAUGGUCCAACGUUCUAUGGUUUUGGAAACUGCCCCCAAACUGACGCUGUAGUUCAACCAAAAACCUUUUCUAAUUACGAAGAAGCUCUUAAUUUCUAUCAAAAGGUUUUACGAACGGACUGCUUCGAUUAUAUGAAACCAUUGUUGGAACUAACCCUGUCAAGCGGAUUGGUAACCUGGGCAAAUCCACACUUUGAGUUUGUGGAUGGGCACGAAUUCCUGAAAAACCCUAUCCUUCCUAUCAAGGAUUUAAUGACGCUUACCACGGCCGCGGAACUCGUCGCAUUCACAACUGUCCACAAAGCUGCUCUGCCAUCUAAUUGGACUCCGUUUCCCUUUCUGCCUGUCACCGACAAAAAACCGAUCUCGCCCAGUGUCGCACUCCUGAGUCAAAUCUUCCUUAAGUAUUUGUCCAUCACUAGACAAAAAGCCCGUCCUCAUAUGAUCCACUUAUCCCGACAUCUUCUCCAUACCGCCAAUUCAGCGUUAAAAAAGCUUGGCGAGGAUGGCCAAAACUUGGAAAAGUGCACCGAGUCAGGAUGUGUGAAGGACAAGGAGAUGAACCAAAAUGAUAAAUGCGCAAUGAUGGGGAUCAUACAAUUCAUUAAGAAAAGACUCGGACAGCUGGAUAAAGAAAACUGGACGGACGCUGAUGUUGUGUCAUCUUUUGAGAAAUUCUUUGCAGAGAAUGAGGAAGCCAUUGGAAAAUUUGUUAACGCAUUUGUGUAAAAUUUCAAUGUGUUUAAUUUCUGAAAUUAUAA